UUUUCACAACUCGAAAAUCUUCUCAAAGCUUUGUCGACAUGGCCUUGCAGGCUCUCAACUCACCCAACACCGCCGCCCUCGGCUUCGACGACGAGCCUAACAACCUCAACAGCCAUCACCUCGCCGCCUCCAAGCGUAAGCGCUCCAAGCGGCCGCGUUUCGAGGACUCAUCACUUUCCGAGGAGGAGUACAUGGCCUUCUGCCUCUUGCUCCUCGCCCGCGGCACCACCAACGCCGCCGACACCACCGUCGCGCAACUCCCACCGCAUCCCCCGGCCUCUUACAAGUGCGUCGUCUGCAGCAAGGCUUUCGGGUCUUACCAGGCUCUCGGCGGCCACAAGGCUAGCCACCGCAAGUCCGACUCCACCGUCUCCUCCGCCGUCAAGGUUGAAACCCCGGCUGUCACCGCCGUUAGCGGGAGGAGCCACGAGUGCACCAUCUGCCACAAGUGUUUUCCGACCGGGCAGGCCUUGGGAGGACACAAGCGCUGCCACUACGACGGAGGAAGCAGCGCCACCAACAGCGCCGUCACGACGGUUUCCGAAGGCGGUGGUGGGUCUUCGAGCCACAGCCAGAGUCAGAGCCAGCGUGGGUUCGUGCUGGACCUGAACUUGCCUGCUGAGCCGGAAGUGGUGCUACAAGUGUGGACCGGAGUUGACAAGAAGAAGGAUCCUCAAGUCUCCGCCGAGCAGGAGGAGGUGCAGAGUCCGAUGCCGGAGAAGAAGCCGCGUCUGACAUUGGGGCGCGAGUGAAUUUGGACUCUUAUGUAUGUCGUGAAAUUAAUCACAGAAAAAUGUUAUAGUAAUACUAGUAGAAACUGUGUUCUAUGAUCGAUCAAUUGGGGGUGGUGUAUAUAGGAAAUUUAAUUUCAUUGGUUCUCAUUUCGUUCUUGUGG
Molecule: messenger RNA, 895 nt
Organism: Fragaria vesca subsp. vesca
Lineage: Eukaryota; Viridiplantae; Streptophyta; Magnoliopsida; Rosales; Rosaceae
Product: zinc finger protein ZAT10-like
Exons: 1
Coding region: 39-752 (237 amino acids)
Molecular function (GO): DNA-binding transcription factor activity
Source: RefSeq, a predicted model, not a curated record